AGGACGCGUGCGCGUCGACCUAUCACUUUGGUCGUGCGGUGCUUAAGCUUUCGUUGUCAGUAGUGGUGCGGCGGCCACAGUGAGGGCUGGUUCUUUUCGUUCUAUCCCGGACAACAAUACCGAAUCACCAGAAUAGCGAAAAAAGAGUAAAGAGAUGGGUUCAACGUAAUUAACGAGCAAGAGUCGAGCGAACAGGAGGAACAUGAGUAUGAUAUUCGUCAUUUGACUAGGACCAUAAAUCAGCAAUAUAAAUUCAGUACAAAGAGAGAGGGAGAGGGAGAGAGAGAGAGAGAAAAAGAAAAGUUUAAAAAUAAGUGAAAAAAAAAAAUAACAAAUGGAUUAGAAAUUCAGGAAGCUUUAAUCUUUUAAGAAGAAAAAGGAAAUUAAAUCAAAGGGAAUCACUUGCAAGGAAAGUACAAUAAAGAGGAAGAAGAUAAGCGAAGAGGAGCAAGGAACAAAGACAAAGCGAGGACAAUCUAGAACAAAGUUACCUAAUUAAAUUAAAAACCGACAUACAUUAAUUAUAUAAUAGAUUUAAUCGAUUGUACGUAUUUCUAUUGACGACUGAGAGUAUAUAUAUAUAUAUGUAUAUGUAUUCAUCUAUAUAUAUUAUAUAUUAAAGGUUAAUACGAGAGAUUAUUAUAAAUCAUUGUUAAUGUUAAGGGAUAUUCGAUGUUUUAAAAUAUUAACGAACGAGAAUUAGUACGAGCUACGAAAAGCGAAUAUUUCGAUUUUAUGGAUUGUAUCGUCGAUUUGAUAUUUAAUUGAGAACAAGCGGAAAAACGAAAUAAUUUCCUAACGAAAAGGAGAAAGUAUAAACAGAGAAACUAUAAGCAGAAUAAACGAUAAAACGAUUAAACGAUAAAAUAAAAAGGAAGAAACUAAUCAAUUUACGAAGAAACGAUAUUAUUAGGCGAAUAUAAUUCGUUGUACUUGAAAAAUAUAUAAUUAUAUACGCAGACGUUAAAAAUAUACUGUUGUAUAGUUGUACGGGGGUCCAUGUUUAAAGAGAUUAUCGAACAGAAGAAAGUUUGUUUUCAUUGUUAUUACUGGAAAUAGAAGAGAAAUACUAGCAGGGAAAAGAAGAAAUCUUGAAAAGGAAGAAGAGUCUUUACGAAUAGAGUCUGAGCUUUAGAAUACCUUCACGUGGGGGAGGAUGCUGCUCUGAAUUGCGAGGCCAAGGCGACACCAAGAUGAAUUUGGAAGUGGAACUUAUCGCUGGGGUGAUUAGGGGUGGACCACCCCCUAAAAAUUUGCCCGCGCCGAGGCUCAUUAAAAUCUUCAUCGCUGGAGAACGGAAUGAAUUUACCGAAGAAAGGAAGCAAUUAUUGGAACUUGUCGGGCCUGAACUGCAAUCGAUUUACGACGACAUGGGAAUCGAGGUCCUGCUGGUGGAUAUGCAAUACGCAACGAAUGUGAAUCCCGAUAGAAAUCCAUAUUUAGCUGAACACUUUUUCGACGAAAUACACGCCGCUUAUCAACACUCGAGGGGUUGUUUCUUAUUGCUACUAAUCGGUGACGAGUACAACGUAGGAUGGGUGCCAACGAAGCUCGCUUGCGGAACGUACGAUGUUCUUUCCAGUCACUGCGACAAUAUGCAAGAGUACUACGAACGCGACAGCAAUGAUUGCUACGUUCUAAAGGCUGGCAGAUUAGGAACGGCGGAAGACGAUUGGCAGAAUUCGGAACCGACCAUAAGGCUGGCACUGAAGAAGGCUGCUGAGGCUGCAGUUUCGCAGCAAUGUGAUGACGAAGAAAUUAAGAAUAUAUUGAAGAGCACCGCGGAGAGACAGCUGGAGUACGCUUUGAAGCUGGACGAAACAGGCGAUGGUGUAAUAGCCGUGACACGUUCGUGGAAAGGCAAGAAGGCUGCCAGAGCAGUGUGUUCGUUGACGUCCUUGGUGAACAGUCGUCUCCCACCUGACAAUAUAAUCAACGUUGAAGUGGAUCAAAAACAAGGUGGCAUUAAUCCUGACAACAGGUCGCACAAGGGCUACCUGGCUCAUCUUUGUCGCCUCGUGAUGAAUCGCGUGCAGAAUUUGGUGAACGCCUCCAUCGAGGCGGACCCGGAAAUUAAAAGCAAGAAGAAGAUGGUGCAGGAGAUCUACGCGGAGAGUUUGAUGCAUUUGGCGCUUCUCAGGCAAAUUACGCCUUGCGAGGAUAACGAGAACGUGGAGAAGAUCAAGGAGUUUUUGAUAGCUGGUAAAUCGCAGAAACACGGUCCGAUAUUGAUAAAGGGUAGCAAGUAUUCUGGAAAGUCAUCGUUAUUGUCGCGAAUCUAUGCGGAUGCCUCUUCCUGGUUGGAUUGCACCACGUUCAAAGUGGUUCGACUCUGUGCUUCCACUCCUCGAUCGGCGUACAGUCUCGAGCUACUUCGAGUGCUCUGUCAACAUGUAGGUUUUCUUUCUGGUUUAUUGGAUGGGAAUCUUCCUAAAGACGCCUCGUUUGAUCCGCUUUACCUGAACAAUUGGUUGGGCCAAAUUCUGAGGCGCAUCGAAGAGCAACCGAUGAUGGAGCAACUGGUGAUUCUUCUCGACGAUCUUCAUCGAUUGCAUCCUCUUGACUGCGAUAUCGUCGCUGCUCUGUCUUGGUUGCCAUUGAAUCUUCCACCAGGAGUGCACUUAAUCGUGACUACGGCUCUUCCACCGGAAGUGCUGCGUCUCACCCCGAUACAAAAAGAGAGACUACGCAGCAAUGAGAUUUUAAUCGAACUACAAGAUUCGGGUACGGAUUUCCACGAGACAGAGAACGUUUUCGACACGUUGGAGAAGUUGAUAGGUGAAAACGCGGCUAACAGAAUCGGUGCCAUUUUGGCUUCCACGGAGUAUGGUUUGUCCGAAACGGAGAUUCUUGAGGUGAUCAUGCCAACCGGAGGCGACGGGCCGCUAUUUCUAAACGAAGGGCAGUUCAAUUUUGGCAGCUGGUGCUUGGUGAGGAGAACCUUCAACGAAUAUCUCAAAGUUCGCGUAAUGGGCGGAAGACUGCUUUUCUCCUGGCGUUAUCCGAUUCGCGACUUAGCCCGAAAAAGGUACUUCCCGAAUCAGGAAACAUUGAAAAGCUACCACGGCGAGUUGGCAAAUCUCUUCUUCUCCGAAGAUUUCGAAGACAAGGAUGACAAAUCAUCCCCCGAAGAGGAAACUCCGAAGAAAGAGACGCCUUUCCAGAGCAGACCGAGGUCGCAAGACACAGCGUACAAUAUGAGACACGUGGAAGAGGCUUGGUUGCAUUUAUUGAGAGCCGGCGACGUAGAAAAGUUAAAGAAAUUGGCAGUCUGCGCGUUCGAUUUCCUCUUAGCAAGCGUGCAAAUGAUUUCUGUUAGUUAUUUGAGGUGUGUUCUCGAGCAUUCGAGGAAGUAUCUGCUGGAGAGAGAUCUGGAAUUGGUUUAUUAUACAGUGAGAAAGUCCAGUGACAUUUUGACGAGAGAUCCUCUUCAACUUGGCGCGCAGCUGAUCUGUUGGCUUAGACCCGUGGCUGAAGAUGGCGGAGAUUUGGUCAGCAGAAUGGUUACGGCAGCGAUGGCAUGGUGCGAUGGUUAUACAGCGCCAUUAUUGGUGCCAUUAAAUGGCUGGCUCCAACCGCCUCUGCCUCUUCAAAUUCGUACUUUGUCCUGUCCGCAAGGUGUGAAACUCGUCGAAGCUGCUCCGUCGGGACAGCACGUUAUCAUUAUCCCUUUCCAGGGAGACGCUCAAUUAUGGCACGUGAUGUCUGGGCAAUUGGUUCAUACUUUUAAAGGGCACUCAAAUCCAAUUUCGUGUUUAGCCGUAACACAGCAUUCGCAAUAUCUACUGACAGGCUCUGAAGACACUUCCAUUAUAGUAUGGGAUAUGAAAGAGCUGACUUUGAAGUUAAGAAUCCAAGAACACAUUGCCCCAGUUCUGUGCUUGACGUCCGCGCUCAAGAAUUCAGUGAUUGUCAGCGGUGGCGAAGACUCGAGAAUAAUCGUCACCAGUCUCCUAACCGGCGAUGUUCUCAUCAAAGUGGACCACCACAGAGGGCCAGUAAAGUCCAUUCGCGUCGAUUCCGCGGGAGAAAUUCUGGUUUCCGGUUCUUCCGACUGUACAGUCUGCUUAUGGUGUCUGGAAAGAUUCACAUUGUUAAAAAGCAUCGUUUUACCAUCCGCCGUGACUGUGCUCGACGUAUCGGCCGAUUCGGUGUUCCUAUUGGCAGCCUGCGAAGAUCAGAAAUUAUAUUUGAGAUCUUUGGCCACGGGAACCGAGGUCCACACGUUGAGAGGUCAUCAAGGUGAAGUGAAAAGUAUCUGCUUGGCGAAAGAUUGCAGAAGAGCCAUUGCCGGAGGAGCGAAGGGGAAGGUUUCCGUUUUCGAUAUGCACAGCGGACGAUUGACGAGAACGUUGCUGGCCAAUCCUUCGGCGGAUGUUACCGCUGUCAAGGUGACGGAGAAGGACGACUUCCUGAUAACAGCUUCCGGCGAUCGAGUGGCUUACUGGAGUUUCCGUGGCGAGGAGAUACACGCUAAACCCGCGAAAUUCGUGAAGGAGGUAUCGUUGCACCCACACACUGCUCCCAUAUCUUGUUUGGAUAUAUCCAGGGACGGAGCAAUGGCAGUUACCGGUGGAGUCGAUUCUCUCGUAAAUCUGUGGCAAUUGAAUACUCACGAAUUGCUUUCCACUUUCGAAGGACAUAUCGCUAGCGUCACCUGCAUUGCAUUCUCAGCUUCUGGUUUAUUUGUUGCUUCUGGUUCUGAGGACAAAACAGUUCGUGUAUGGGGUCUGACCUUAGGUUUACUGGUAUCGACGUUUAGACACCAGGCACCUGUUACUGCAGUCACAUCUAUGUUUGACGGCCGAAGAAUCGUGAGUUCUGAUAGAGCUGGUACAAUCCGAGUUUGGGCAGCUGAUACCGGCACCCUAAUCCAAUCAGUAUGUGGGCCUGGUCGCUGUUUCACUGUUUCUUCCGAUAUGAGAUACGCGGUAUGCGGAACAGGAGACAAUCAAUUAAGAAUAGUAAGUUUAGGUGUUGGUCCUGAAGAGAAGUACCAAGUGUCGCAUUCUCAAGAAAUUACCUGUCUAGUUGUUACUCCAGAUUCUCAGUCACUGAUUACGGGCUCGAGAGACAUGAGUUUGAAGGUUUGGCAGCUCGCUGGCGGCAAAUUAUCUCAGGUCCUCGUUGGUCACACGGAUCACGUUACCUGCGUCGCAGUUUCUGUGCUCGACAAAUCCAUCGUAGUUUCUGGUUCCAAGGAUGCGAACCUGAUCGUCUGGGAUAUAAAUACUGGCAGCGAUCUGCAUACCUUAAAAGGCCAUUUAGGUUAUGUAACCUGUGUAAAAUUGUCGUGUGAUGGAACUCUGGCAGCGUCUGGAAGCGAAGACAAGAGUUUGAUCAUUUGGGACACGAAGAAGGGCUGUUCACUGAGCAGCAUAAUGUUACACGUGCCUGUGUUAGGUGUUGAGGUUGCCACGGAUAUGUCGAGGCUCGCGUUGCAUUUACUCGAACACAAAUGCAUGCCUAUUCUAUGUUUGCAUAAUACUCCAGCGCAGUAUGUGAAAUUACCGGAUUACGUAGCACCUUGGUGCGAUACCAGAGAUUUGAGACCACCUGGACGGAAGAGACCCAAUAAGAGAUUAUUGAAGAAAGAAGUGUCAUUGGAUAGCGACACGUGGCAUAGGAAAUAUGGCCAUCUCACUUCAGGAGUUUUAACGUCAUCGAUAGAGGAUGGAUUACAACGACGGUUCAGCGUAAGCGCUUCCAUGGACGAGAUCAGCAAAGUUGGAUUAACGAGUAGUCCAUCCGGUUUAGGACCGGAACAGGCUGCACUCGCCCAGUCCCAACACUUCGAUCAACUCGAAGCACUUUGGAAUAAACAGUCUCCACCAGCUAGACCUCGUGCUCAUGGUAGGACUCUGUCGAAGCAAAGUUCUUUGCAAGCUACGCGAAUAUCAGAUUCCGAGGAAGAAGGUGUACCAGACUAAAGCGAUACUUUGUUAGAAACUAAACGGACUAAAUCCUAGUCGUCGUACUUUCUUCUUUUUUCCACUGUCUUUCUAAGUAACAGAGAAGAAAAAUAGUAAGUAGGAAAAAAAAAACACGAAAG
Molecule: messenger RNA, 6052 nt
Organism: Bombus impatiens (common eastern bumble bee)
Lineage: Eukaryota; Metazoa; Arthropoda; Insecta; Hymenoptera; Apidae
Product: NACHT domain- and WD repeat-containing protein 1
Exons: 20
Coding region: 1194-5930 (1578 amino acids)
Molecular function (GO): protein binding
Source: RefSeq, a predicted model, not a curated record